Messenger RNA from Macrosteles quadrilineatus (aster leafhopper), 1995 nucleotides. Its product is annotated as golgin subfamily A member 6-like protein 25. The transcript has a single exon. Bases 1 to 1995 code for a protein of 664 amino acids. The record is from RefSeq and is a predicted model, not a curated record. Lineage: Eukaryota; Metazoa; Arthropoda; Insecta; Hemiptera; Cicadellidae.
AUGAGCAGGCACCACGCAGAAUUCUUAAAAGAGAAGCCCAUCAGAGGAAGAGAGAUGAAGACAAAAGCAGUCCCUGCAGAUAUGUUUGAUACAAUGAAACUUGUGUCUGCAAAAAAGGCGCUGGGAGACGAAAGUUUGUCUCCUGAACUAGAAAAACCAAAAGACGACAAGGUUCACCUAUACCACGAGGGCUACGUGGAUGGUAAGUUGUUCUUAGUUCCAGACGAAAAUCUUGAAACAAUGAAAAACGACGUUCAUACACAACUAAAAACUAAAGGGAUAAAGGGUUUGAUUGGAGAAGACUCUGAUUCCUACGAUGUGACCAAUUACGACAGGGCACAUAGAAAAAUGGGUAAUUUCAUAGACAGAGUAGAUAGUAUAAGUGACUCAGACGAUGAAAAACGUAAGGAUAGUGAAGAAAAAAGAAAAUCAGAGAAGUACGAGAAAACGAAAAAAACAGAAGAAGAAAGUGAUAAGGACUACAAAGAGAAGGAAAAGGCUCAGGAAGAGGAGGAAGAUAAAGGAGAAGACGAGGAAGAGAAAUGUAAAGACUCUGAUUCCUACGAUGUGACUAAUUACGACAGGGCACAUAGAGAAAUGAGUAAUUUGAUAGACAGAGUAGAUAAUAUAAGUUCUGACUCAGACGAUGAAAAACGUAAGGUUAGUGAAGAAAAAAGAAAAUCAGAGGUGAACGAGAAAACGAAAAAAACAGAAGAAGAAAGUGAUAAGGACUACGAAGAGAAGGAAAAGGCUCAGGAAGAGGAGGAAGAUAAAGGAGAAGACGAGGAAGAGAAAUGUAAAGACUCUGAUUCCUACGAUGUGACUAAUUACGACAGGGCACAUAGAGAAAUGAGUAAUUUGAUAGACAGAGUAGAUAAUAUAAGUUCUGACUCAGACGAUGAAAAACGUAAGGUUAGUGAAGAAAAAAGAAAAUCAGAGGUGAACGAGAAAACGAAAAAAACAGAAGAAGAAAGUGAUAAGGACUACGAAGAGAAGGAAAAGGCUCAGGAAGAGGAGGAAGAUAAAGGAGAAGACGAGGAAGAGAAAUUUAAAGACGAGGAAGAAGGAGGAGAACGGAAUGAAGUAAAAGGCGAAGAGGACGAAGAAAAAUGUGAAGAGGACGAAGAAAAAGGUAAAGAGGACAAAGAUAAAGGAGAAGACGGGGAAGAGAAAUGUAAAGACGAGAAAGAAGGAGGAGAACAGGAUGAAGUAAAAGGUGAAGAGGACGAAGAAAAAGGUGAAGAGGAUGAUGAAAACGGCGAAGAGGAGGAAGGAAGGGUUAAAGAAGAGGAGGAGGAAAAGGAAGAGAUUGGAGAUGAAGAAAAAUGCAAAGAAGAAAAUAUAGUAGAAGAAGACAAUAUAAUCAAAGAAGAACAAGGAAAAUAUGGAAAAUAUGACGGGGUGUUAGACAACAGAUCGGAAGAAAAUGUCGAAGAUAAAGAUGUGGAUGGUGGAGGAGUAAAGCCCUUGGCACAAGCAUUACGAGAUCCAACCCGUUUGCGUCUUCUCAUAUCAGGCCACUUUAGAAAGGACCAAAAACCAAUUUAUAUAGUCCAAGAAUACCGAGAGGAAUUAGAACUAUUUAAAGAUCAAAAAGCCGAUUUCAAAUCACACCGAAAACUGUGUGAGGAUGGAAUAGACGCUUUCGUAUCAGGGAGAUUCUAUGAUGAAACUAUUCUAGAAGAGGCGGAAGGAAACCCAGUAGCACUAAAUAUUAAACAUCAGAAAAUAAUGAUUGAUGGAGAAAUAGCUAAUGUGUAUGAUGAUUACUUUGAACAAGUCUAUAACUUAGAGUCGACCGACGUUUUGCUUUCAGGGGAGUUUUUGAAAAGUGAAAUCACCAAAAGGAUUACUCCGUUCUUAUCUCUUGCAGUCAGGAAAGGAGAGAAAAAUGAGGAAAAUGACAUUCGAAACGAUGAAACAAGUGGUUCAGAAACCAAUAUUUUCACUUGCCACCUCAAACCUACAGUACCAUUUCCCACUACGAAUUCUUAA